Messenger RNA from Guillardia theta CCMP2712, 1518 nucleotides. RefSeq lists its product as hypothetical. The transcript is spliced from 5 exons. NCBI's taxonomy places the organism in Eukaryota, Cryptophyceae, Pyrenomonadales, Geminigeraceae. Bases 1 to 1518 code for a protein of 505 amino acids. The record is from RefSeq and is a predicted model, not a curated record.
AUGCAGGCGAGUAAGGUGGUGUGGUUGCUUGCCGCGCUUGCCGCGGGAGGAGCAGGAGGAGCAGAAAAAGCAGGAGAAGCAGGGCAAGUAUCAGAGGGGACAGGAAGAUUUAUUGCGGUCGAUGGCGGUGGAGAACAGAUAUGGGAAAUUAACCAGCAGCGAUGGAAUCAAUGGUUCUGGGCAGGACUGGCAGCAUCCGUGCGGGAAAGUUGCAGGUUGAACCACCUCGAUGGAGGAAGAUUCGACGUAUGUUUGAACGAGUUCAGGAGGGACAACAUCACCUAUGCUCUGCCCGAGUUUCGAUUCCCUGUGUUUGUGAUCAACAUACCAGCGAGACAAGACAGAAGGAUGCACACAGAAGCUCUCCUGUCCUCCUUGGGAUUCGAGAGGGUGGAAUUUUUCAAUUUGACACUAGCAGAGGACAUUUCUUUGAGCGAUGAGGUUGCGAACGGGCGUCUGAGUGGAGAACUGUUGAAGGUUGCGAUGAGUGGGGAGGAGGUAGCCAGGUAUAGAAUAGCGGGAGUUCGAGAUCACUGUAGAAUCUUACAGAGGAUGCGAGGAAAAGGUACCAUGAUUGGGAUUUUUGAAGACGAUUUGAUACUUCCAGGAUCUAUAGAACAUGCUUCAUCUCGAAUCAAAGAAGCUCUGCUUGCAUUGCCCGAAGAUGCUGAUCUUUUGUACCUUGAGUUCUGCGGAGAGACUUGUUCGCUGCUGCGAUACUGGACCGAGAGGCAGAGGCUGGCUCGCGGAUUCAGUCCCAAAUGUUCGGGAUCAAUCAUCUUCACUGAGACUGGGAUCGUCCGAGCAGAGCGUCUUAUCUGCUCCUCAGCUUCUGACGCGAUAGACAUCAUGUACGGGGAUCUGAUCUUGCGAUCUGAACUGCGGGCAUACCUUACCAUUCCCCCCGUGUUCUACCAAGAUCAGCAUUGGGGCUCAAAUUCCUGGACAAGACCGCGCGAAGUUCAUCGUUCAGCAUGCUCUGCUGUAGAGGAUCAUGUUGACCCUGACGCACACAGACGGAAGACUGUCACGCGACCUCACAAUGCUAACUUGAUCGCCUGCGACCUCUCAGUCGAAGAUUUGCGCGGUUUGGAAAUCGCAUGGACAGCAAGGAUAGAAGCAUCUAAAGUUCAUUCUUACAUGGCCUGGGAGGCUAUCUUGCCGCUGGCGGUGAUACAACGGUGGACUGACAUAAAAGGAGCCAGUGAGGUGCUGCUGAAUACAAGAUCUUCUCCUGACUUCUUUCCGGAUUCCAAUUUUGCUCUCUCGUACAUGAUCGAGAUUGGAAGCAGAAACUUUGGAGCCUUGGGAGCAAGCGCGAUCAUUUCUGCCAGUCUAUAUUCAACGAAUAUAUCUUGUCCUGUCGAUAUUGGCACGCUAACGGUUCACGCGGAAGCCGCUAAGAGUAUGAUGCAGUUGGCUGAACAUAAGGACCAGCACGCGCAGCUCAACCAUAAGAUCUUGAGAGCUGAGUCGCAGGGCCUGGCAGUGCAGAUCAUCAUCGUAUGGGCUGCCUGA